Humulus lupulus (European hop) is the source of this 3350-nucleotide messenger RNA. RefSeq names its product zinc finger BED domain-containing protein DAYSLEEPER-like. Gene Ontology annotation, molecular function: DNA binding; protein dimerization activity. The coding region runs from base 446 to 2875 and encodes 809 amino acids. The record is from RefSeq and is a predicted model, not a curated record. The transcript is spliced from 3 exons. NCBI's taxonomy places the organism in Eukaryota, Viridiplantae, Streptophyta, Magnoliopsida, Rosales, Cannabaceae.
AAAAUAUGUUAUGUGCCCUAUUCGAAAUCUUACCCCAAAAUCUUAUCUCUUAACGAGUCCCAACUCCCAACCCCAGCCAGGUCCUCUAACCACACUGCCCACUGCCUUUCAAACCCCAAAAGAGUCCAAUUAGGUUUUCGGGUUCGUUUCGAAAAAAAAAAGCCCAAACCUUUUCUCUCUGUCUCGUUUGGCAUCGUUUCUCUCUCUUCUUUCUCUCUCUUUCGCUCCUCUCUUCUCUCUCUGUUAAACCCUAGAUCUCGAGCUCUCGCGGAGCCCUGAAGCUCGGUCUCCGAGCUUCGACUUCGGCCUCAACGGAAGGUUCUUCUCUCGGUUUUGAGGAUCCAUGGAUAGGCUCUAAAAUUUUCUAUUCUUGUUUGAAGAUCAAUGAUGGACUCUAAUCUGAUGGACUGCAUUGAAUCUAGGAUAUUUAUACUUGCAAGGAAAGAUGGCUGCAUCUGUUGAAGACCAGAUGGUCUCUACUAAUGUUGAAACUCAUAUGGUCACCACUCAUGGUGAAACCCACAUGGUCACCACUCAUGAUGAUUCCCAUAUAGUCACCACUCGUGUUGAAACCCAGAUGAUUGCAACUCCUGUUGACCACCAGAAUCACCAGAUGGUGACGACUGAACACCAGAUGGUCACCACUCCUAUGGAAGACCAGAUGGUUGAACACCAGAUGGUUGAGCAUCAGAUGGUCUCCACUCCUAUGGAACACCAGAUGGUCAUGACCCAUGUUGAAGACCAAAUGGUGAGUACUCCUCUUGAAGAUAAGAUUAUGGAGACCCCUAACAGUGAGAAGAUGGAAACCCCUGAUGAAGACAAGAUGUUAACCCCUUAUGAGGAGAAGAUGUUAACCUUAACCCCUUAUGAAGAGAAGACGCCAAACUUGUAUGAAAACAAUGAGGUGACUAAUUCAGAAACACAGCCUAACAAGCGGAGGAAGAAGAAGUCUAUAGUCUGGGAGCACUUCACAAUUGAAACUGUGAGUGCUGGAUGUCGGAGGGCAUGCUGUAAGCAGUGCAAGCAAAGUUUUGCAUAUAGUACAGGUUCGAAAGUUGCAGGUACAAGCCACCUAAAACGCCAUAUUGCAAAGGGAACCUGCCCUGCAUUGCUUCGUAACCAGGAUAAGAACCAGUUAAGCCCAUAUACCCCUAAUUCAAGGACGGGCAAUAGCCCUUCUGAUCCACCAAAACGACGAUACCGAACUAGUAGUGUACCCCAAAUUAUGUUUGACGCUGACCGGUGCCGCCAUGAGAUUGCUAGGAUGAUCAUUAUGCAUGAUUAUCCCCUUCAUAUGGUUGAACAUCCAGGGUUUUUAACUUUUGUUCAGAAUCUUCAGCCGCAGUUCAACAUGGUGAGCUUCAACACCGUCCAAGGGGAUUGUGUUGCAACAUAUCUAAUGGAAAAGCAGCACCUUAUGAAGUUUAUUGAGGGCAUACCUGGUCGUGUUUGCCUUGCCCUGGACUUGUGGACUUCAAGUCAAAGUGUUGGUUAUGUUUUUAUCACCGGUCACUUCAUUGAUAGUGAUUGGAAAUUGCAAAAGAGACUUCUUAAUGUUGUGAUGGAACCAUAUCCCGACUCAGAUACUGCCUUUAGCCAUGCUGUUGCUGUUUGUCUUCAUGAUUGGAGUUUGGAGAACAAAUUGUUUUCUCUUACAUAUAAUCAGCCACUCAGUGAAGCUGCACUUGAAAAUUUGAGGCCUCUACUCUCCAUUAAGAACCCACUUAUCCUUAAUGGCCAAUUAUUGGUUGGGAAUUGCCUUGCCCGUGCUUUCAGCAGUAUUGCUAAGGAUGUUUUAUAUGAAGUUAAUGAAAAUGUCAGAAAGGUUCGGGAAAGUGUAAAGUUUGUGAAGACUUCAGAAUCCCACGAGGAAAAGUUCCUUGAGCUCAAGCAACAUCUUCAGGUCCCAAGUGAAAGGACCCUGUCUCUAGAUGACCAAACUCAAUGGAAUACAACAUAUCAAAUGCUAGUGGCUUCUUCCGAGUUAAAGGAAGUCUUCUCUUGCUUGGAUACAUCUGAUCCAGAUUACAAAGCAGCCCCGUCCAUGGAUGAUUGGAAGCAGGUUGAGAUAGUAUGCAUGUACUUGAAGCUUCUCUUUGAUGCAGUUAACAUCCUUACUAACACAACCAACCCAACCGCAAUUACUUUCUUCCAUGAAGUAUGGAAGAUUCAGUCAGAGCUUGUUCGUGCAGCUACAAGUGAAGAUCCUUUCAUCAAUGCCUUAACGAAAAGAAUGCAGGAAAAAAUUGAUAAAUACUGGAAGGAGUGUAGCCUGGCUUUGGCAACUGCAGUAGUCAUGGAUCCUCGCUUCAAAAUGAAGCUAGUUGAAUUUAGCUUCAACAAAAUCUAUGGUGAAGAUGCCCCUACAUAUAUCAAGGUAGUUGAUGAUGGAAUUCAUGAGCUUUUUCAUGAAUAUGUGGCUCUGCCUCUGCCCUUGACGCCCACUUAUGCUGAAGAAGGAAAUUCAGGCAGCGGUAGGACAGACGAACAGCAAGGAGGAACUCUUUUGUCGGACAAUGGACUCACAGAUUUUGAUGUCUACAUCAUGGAGACCACAAGCCAACAGAUGAAAUCAGAGCUGGACCAGUAUUUGGACGAGUCUCUAUUGCCUCGUGUCCAAGAGUUUGAUGUGUUGGGGUGGUGGAAACUGAACAAACUGAAGUACCCAACUCUUUCAAAAAUGGCUCGUGACAUUUUGUCAAUUCCAGUAUCCACAGUUCCUCCGGAAUCUAUAUUUGACACCACUGCCAAAGAGAUGGAUGGGUACCGAAGUUCAUUGCGGCCUGAGACCGUUGAAGCCCUCAUAUGUGCCAAAGAUUGGAUGCAGUAUGGUUCAUCAGGCAUUUCAAAUGCUCUUGUAAGAAUGGAAUAUUGAUGAGUUUCUGGGCUUGUUAGUAUCACCCUCAGAUUGUGAAAUAUGUUUGGUGAUAUUUUUUGCUCGGCCAGAACUCAAAAUGUAAGUUGGUAGGUGCUGUAUUAUUUAUUUAGCCAUUAGUUUUAAUUUCGCCAUUAGGUUGGGAUUUUGUAUCAUUCUCAGAGACCAUUUGUAAUGCUUGGACAUGACACCAUUUCUUAGCUUGUUAGUGUUAGAUCUUUGCAGCUUCAAAGGUUCCAACAUAAUGGGUAUUUAUCCAUAAAAAGCUUGUUCGAUGUAUGAAACUUUGGAACUGGACAGGUUUUAGACCAGGUUCAUCACAUGUGAUAUGAGUAUUGGACCAGGAUAACAGUCUUAAUUAGCCUGGCAGGACUAGAAAGGAGCUUUAUGGGAAAUUGUAUAUGACUACUGUUUGAUUCUUCCAACACUUCUUUUUUUAAAAUGUAAAAUAAAGUUUUGGCUCUGUGCAGUAGAA